GUGUGUGUCCAAGCUGAUGAGGGUGCAGGAAUCUAUUGGCUGCAGGCUCCAUUCAACACUGUCCAAUAGCAUCUUUAGAGAGGGCGCGAGAGGGAGCGACAGAGUAGAAAGACAGAGAUGGGAAGAGAGAGGGAGAUGUGAACGUCGUGUUUUUGUUAUUCAUUAACGAUCAUCACGUACAGUACCGUAUUCAGUUGUUGCGGGGUUCGGAAAAUAAACACGUAGGCUAUUCCCGGGAGCUCACGGCAUCGGUGGAAUUUACCCCAGGCACGUCGCUGGCGCACGAGGCUCUGCAGUCCGGGACACACGGUCCCGGGAUUUCUCUCACAGCUCUACUGUCCCCACUCUCCCUCUUCUCUUUUCUUCGCGGUGAGGGAUGAAAUGCUCUUCCAGCUGACAUUUUGACCGCAGCAGCCGCAUGAACAGACCAAUGGAGCUAUGACGUGUGUGUCGGCAGAACAGUGUCACUGUACGGAGAGAACCGGGAGGUGAGUGGCUGACCCAGGGAGGAGAGAGAUAUUCUGAGACACACACAAAAAAACUGUCCAUCGCUGUUUGAGUGUGUGCUAGACUCCCAGUCGGAGUCCUGAUCUAAACCGAACGCCAACGCUCCCACCGUCCCUCCCACAUAUCUCCCCCCACCCCUCUACCCUCUCUCCCCUCCUCUCUACUGUGUGUCCUCUCCAUGCUCCUGUCCCUGUACAAACUGAGGGGCAUCCUCCCCCCUCUCCUCUCCCUUGUCCUGUACCUCCCCCCUGCUGCUAGCCAGUCAGUCAUCACCACAUCCCAGGGCAGACUGAGGGGUCAGUUGACCCCCCUGCCCUCUGACCUGCUGGGCCCUGUGGUCCAGUACCUGGGGGUCCCCUACGCCCGUCCCCCCACCGGGGAGAGACGCUUCCAGCCCCCUGAGCCCCCCCUGUCCUGGCCGGGGGUGAGAAAUGCCACCCAGUUCUCCCCCGUUUGCCCCCAGCCUGUAGAGGAACAUAGGCUGCUGACAGAGAUGUUACCUCUCUGGUACUCUGCCAACCUGGACAUAGCCAGCGCAUACCUGGCACAGCAGAGUGAAGACUGUCUCUACCUCAAUAUAUACGUCCCUACUGAGGAAGACAUCCAUGAUGAGGGCGGUCUGAGGCCGGUGAUGGUGUAUGUCCACGGAGGUUCCUACUCCGAGGGGAGCGGCAGCAUGAUGGACGGCAGUGUCCUGGCUAGCUAUGGAAACGUCAUCGUCAUCACAAUCAACUACAGGCUGGGAGUACUGGGUUUCCUCAGUACGGGCGACCAGGCAGCUAAAGGCAACUAUGGUCUGUUGGACCAGAUCCAGGCUCUGCGAUGGGUCAAGGAGAACAUUGCUGCAUUCAGCGGAGACCCAGACAGAGUCACUGUGUUUGGCUCUGGGGCUGGAGCCUCCUGUGUCAGCCUGCUAACUCUGUCCCACUACUCUGAGGCAUGCUGUGUAUCAGAUCUGUUCCAGAAGGCGAUCAUCCAGAGUGGGACAGCCCUGUCCAGCUGGGCGGUCAACUACCAGCCAGGGAAGUAUGCAAGGCUGCUGGGGGACAAAGUGGGCUGCAACAUGGAGGACUCCUCAGAGCUGAUUGCCUGCCUGCAGGGGAAGACCUACCAGGAGCUGCUGGAACAGAACAUCACCCCAGCUAAAUACCACACCGCCUUCGGACCUGUCAUCGACGGUGAUGUCAUCCCUGAUGACCCCCAGAUACUCAUGGAGCAGGGGGAGUUCCUCAACUAUGACAUUAUGCUGGGUGUGAACCAGGGGGAGGGGCUUCAGUUCGUUGACGGGAUAGUCAACAGUGAGGAUGGCGUCUCUGGCGACGAUUUUGACUUUGCCGUGUCAGACUUCGUGGACAGUCUCUACGGCUACCCGGAGGGGAAGGACACGUUGAGAGAGAGCAUCAAGUUCAUGUACACAGACUGGGCCGACCGGGAGAACCCUGAAACCCGGCGGAAGACGCUAGUCGCUCUGUUCACUGAUCACCAGUGGGUGGCGCCGGCGGUGGCCACAGCAGACCUCCACGCCCAGUACGGAUCGCCAACAUACUUCUACUCCUUCUACCACCACUGUCAGAGUGACGUGUCGCCCGCCUGGGCUGACUCCGCCCACGGAGAUGAGGUGCCGUAUGUGUUCGGUCUGCCGCUGAUCGGACCCACGGACCUCUUCAAUUGUAACUUCUCUAAGAACGAUGUGAUGCUCAGCGCCGUGGUCAUGACAUACUGGACCAACUUCGCCAAGACAGGAGAUCCUAACCAGCCAGUGCCCCAGGACACCAAGUUCAUCCACACCAAACCCAACCGCUUUGAGGAGGUGGCCUGGGCCAAGUACACCCCCAAGGAACAGCUGUACCUGCACAUCGGCCUGAAGCCACGCGUCAGAGACCACUACAGAGCCACCAAAACAGCGUUCUGGCUGCAGCUGGUGCCCCACCUCCACAACAUCAACGAGUUGCUGCAGUACGUAUCGUCUGCAACCCACAGCCCUCCCCAGGACACAACCCCUCACUCCUACACCAAACGGCUGUCUAAAGGCCUGGGCUUGGGGAGCACGCGCCACCCCAACCCCCCGGCCACGCCCCAGGCUCCAGCCCUGCAGGGGGAGGAGCUGCAGGUCCCCCACCCCGUCAUGGAGGACUACUCUACUGAGCUGAGCGUUACCAUCGCAGUGGGAGCCUCGCUCCUCUUCCUCAACAUCCUGGCCUUCGCCGCUCUGCUCUACAAGAAGGACAAGCGCAAGAUGGAACACCGCAGGCCACCACGCCCACCUCCACGCCAUGACAUCAUCAAUGCUGACAUCACACACCAGCUGCAGGGGGAGGGGCUUCUGAAGCAGCUGGAGGCUGAGGCUCUGCACCAACACAACACCCUGGAGAUACACGACACACACAACAUACACCACACGCUGGAGGCUCUGGACACGCUGGACACACAGGACAUCUACAACACUCUGGACACCCUGCGACUGACCUGUCCACCUGACUACACCCUGACCCUGAGACGCUCCCCUGACGAUGUGCCCCUGAUGACUCCCAGGUCCCUGCCCAUGACCCCUGGCUCUCACCCCGCCACCCCCAUGACCCCCAUGACACCUGGCUCUGUUGUGGGGGUGCAACCCAUGCAGGGCUUUAGUCCUUACAGUAACACACACCUGCCCCAUACACACACGCACACACACCCCAACACACACACACACUCCACCACACGCGUAUAACCACAGACAUAGAUGGACCAGGACAGUUUCUCCAGUCCAACUAAGACGACGAUUCAGUCUGCCGUGUUGCAUGUGUAGAACACUGAGGGAGUGGAAGUGAUGAACUCUGGGAGAGGAAGUAAUGUGCAUCAGUAAAUGAAACAUUAUAAAUGGGAACAUCCAAAAUGGCUGCCAAUAUGGUCCAUACAUCAUGGAAACAUUGCUUGUCUAUAAGCUGCAUCAAAAAUGGUUUGUGUUGCCGUGUGACUUGCCCUGGAGCGGGGCUUCUGUGAUGUCCAGAUCAGAUCAGACUACUGAAAGAACCCCUCUGGGAACAACUUGAAGAACCUGUGAAAUUUGAAUGUAGAAUCUUUCAAUUGCAAUGAAAUCCUUCAGAGGAUCAACGUUCCCUGCAGCUCUGUGCUCAGCCUGGCCAUGGAUGUGGUCUGAAGGAUAGGAACAGACAGACAGAGAGAACA
Coregonus clupeaformis (lake whitefish) is the source of this 3675-nucleotide messenger RNA. RefSeq names its product neuroligin-4, X-linked. The transcript is spliced from 9 exons. Gene Ontology annotation, cellular component: cell surface; postsynaptic specialization membrane; synapse. The record is from RefSeq and is a predicted model, not a curated record. The coding region runs from base 686 to 3217 and encodes 843 amino acids. Gene Ontology annotation, molecular function: neurexin family protein binding; signaling receptor activity. Gene Ontology annotation, biological process: postsynaptic membrane assembly; chemical synaptic transmission; modulation of chemical synaptic transmission. NCBI's taxonomy places the organism in Eukaryota, Metazoa, Chordata, Actinopteri, Salmoniformes, Salmonidae.